Messenger RNA from Quercus robur (English oak), 1350 nucleotides. RefSeq lists its product as uncharacterized. Lineage: Eukaryota; Viridiplantae; Streptophyta; Magnoliopsida; Fagales; Fagaceae. The coding region runs from base 1 to 1350 and encodes 449 amino acids. Gene Ontology annotation, molecular function: RNA-DNA hybrid ribonuclease activity; nucleic acid binding. The record is from RefSeq and is a predicted model, not a curated record. The transcript has 4 exons.
AUGGAUGAACAAGUUCAAGCCAUGAAUAUUGAAGAAAAGAAGGUUGUAGCAGAGCCUAUCGAAGCGUUGGAAGACAUUUCCUUGGAUGAAGAUAACCUUGAGAGGUGUACCAGGAUAAGGAUGGACGAGGCUGACCAAGAGAAGACAUCCUUUGUCACCAGUCAAGGCUUAUUCUGUUAUAAGGUUCUCAAAAAAGCAUUCGAAUGGACCGACGAGUGUCAGAGAGCCUUCGAAAAUUUGAAGGCAUACCUUACCAUGGUACCGCUACUGAGUCCAUCAGUGGUGGGAGAGGAGUUAUACUUAUACCUAGCGGUAACCCCGCAUGCCGUGAGCUCAGCAUUGAUAAGAGAGGAAGAUAAAGUGCAAAGAUCUGUGUACUAUACAUGUAAGACAUUGAAGGGAGCGGAAGGACGGUAUCCACAAAUGGAGAAAUUAGCCUUCACACUGAUCAACUCUUCUAGGAAGCUGAGGCAUUAUUUCCAAGCACAUGUCAUUAAUGUCAUGACAGAUCAUCCGCUCAAGAAGGCAAUGAAUAGACUGGAAGCGGCAGGACGAUUAAUCCAGUGGGCUGUAGAGCUCAGUGAGUUUGACAUCAGUUAUAAUAAGGUAGAAGACGGUAAGAGAUGGGUCGUUCACGUGGAUGGUUCGUCUACACGGCAUGCAAGAGGAAUUGGUGUGGUCCUACAAUCCCCAGAAGGAGAUGAACUGAAACAUAAAGUCCGUCUACAGUACCAAGCAACUAACAAUGAAGUCGAAUAUGAAGCCCUUCUCAAAGGGCUAGAAUUGGCUAAGUCUGUGGAAGCCAAGUCCAUACGUGUCCUGGGAGAUUCUCAACUGAUCAUGGGGCAAGAAAAUGGGAUGUAUGAAGCGAAGGAAGAACGGAUGAAGAAAUACCUUAGUAGGGUGAUGCGCCUUGUGAAAAGAUUUAAAAAAGCUGACUUUGUUCAAAUCCCAAGGGAGGAGAACGUGGAAGCUGAUACUAUAGCAAAAGAAGCCUCAGCAAAUGAAUCAAUGGAUGAAUCAGAUGAAGUUCAGUAUAUGCCAAGUAUAGAUGUCCCGGAAGUACAACAGGUGGAUAGUAGAGAAAACUGGAUGACCCCCAUUAUAUCAUACUUGAAAGACGGACGACUACCAAAAGAGAAAGAUGAAGCUAGGAAGUUGAGGGUGAGAUCAGCUAGAUACGUCCUUAUGAAUGAAGUGCUAUACAAGAGAGGCUUUUCUCAACCUUACCUUAGGUGCUUAGCUCCGGACGAAGCAAACUAUGUACUGAGAGAAGUUCAUGAAGGGGCAUGUGGCAAUCACUCAGGAGCCAGAUCACUUGUCCACAAGGUCGUCUGUGCAGGGUAUUAA